Molecule: messenger RNA, 4419 nt
Organism: Closterium sp. NIES-67
Lineage: Eukaryota; Viridiplantae; Streptophyta; Zygnematophyceae; Desmidiales; Closteriaceae
Source: the annotation of a GenBank genome assembly
GCCCACGCCACUUCGCAUCAACUCGCAGGGAAGUAUCCCAACCACCCCCAAAACCCCGUACUCGCCAACCACACACUUGGUUGUUGUAAUCCCCCACCCCCUGUUUUGCGAUGCGCGUACGCCUUUGACGCGUGCGCCUUUGACGUGUGCGCCUUUGACGCGUGCGCCUUUGACGCGUGCGCCUUUGACGCGUGCGCCGUUGACGCGUGCGCCUUUGUCGCGUGCGCCUUUGACGCUUGCGCCUUUGACGCGGGAACGGUAGAGGCGGGAGGGGUAACGACUGGAGAGCUGGAGUUGCCCACAACGACAGCGUCGGAGGCGCCAUCGGGGGGAGGCGUUAUCUCGCCGUGGUGCCUGCACGUGCACACCGUGCUCGGCACGCGCUUGCUCGUCCCCGCCGCUCCCACCGCCACCAUAAGCGACCUCCUCCAUGGAGUGAGCGAGCUGCACCAGCGUGUGCACCCGGAGAAGGGUGCUGUGCGCUUCGAGUCCGCCAAGGUGUUCCGCCACGCAGCCUUGUUCGCAGCCGCCCCUCACUUCAAACUGGCCGAGUGUUUAAAACAAGAUGACGUCAUCCUCGCUUUCACCGGGGAUGCCGAUGUUGCUGCUGAUGUCAGCGACUAUCUGACGCACCACCUCGCCUUUGGCUUCUCUCUUGAAAGCAACAACGACCCUCUCGUUCGUGGCCAUCAUCACCUGCCACGUGGCAGCCUUUCCUGUGACCACGUGGCGUUCCAGCGUGGGCUGCUGUCCGCCCUUGCUGCUGCUGACGUGGCAGAGAGGGGAGUGGUGUCGGUCAGCCAAUCGGGAGAGAGGAGGAGAGGGGGAGAAGGGGGAGCAGGAGGAGGGGCAGGAGAUGAGGAAGCGAGAGGGAAGGUGGCUGGUCAAAACGAGUGGGCGCUAGAGACCUGUCAGGAGAAAGGGAGGGGAGCAGUCGAGGAAAAGGCAGGAGCAGGAGGGAUAACAGGAAGGAAGAGGAGGGGAGGGGGAGGGGAGGCACAGGUGGGUGGCAAAGUGGGGCCUGAAGUGGGUCGAGAAGGGGGGGGCGAGAGGAAGAGGAGGAGGGAGGGUGCGGAGGAGCAAAUGGUUGCCGAUGGAAACGGACGGCAGGCAGCCGGGGAGAAGAGAGAAGCGGAGAGAGCUGAUGGGGAGACGGUGGGUGAGGGGGGUUUGGAAGUGGGACGGGUCGGGAAGAGACAAAGACGAGGAGAGGGGAAUGAGCAGGAGGGGGGGAAGGUGGAGGGGAAAGAGGGUGGUGAGGGGAAGGUGGAGGGGGGUGCAGUGGGGGGGAAGAUGGAUAGUGCGGGUGAGGGGGAUGGGGGAAAGAAUGAGAGAGCGAGAGGAGAUGGGGAGGGAGGAGAUGGGGAGGGAGGAGAUGAAAAGAAGGAGAGUCGAGGGGUGCAGGAGAGGACAGGGACGAGGGGGGAGGACGAGGUUGAGGAGAAGAAAGAGAAGGGCGAAGACGAAGGAAUGAAAGGGAAAGCAUCACACGGAGGGGGUGAGGCGCUGAAGGAGAGAGAAGGGAGUGCGGGAGAGGAUGGGAUUGCAAGGAAGGAUGGUGGUGCUGGGGGGAAGGGAGGUGGUGGAGAGGGGAGGAAUGAAGAAGUGGUGAGUCUUGUAGGGGAUGAAAGUGGGGAGAGCGAGGAGGAGAGUGAAGACGAGAGCGAAGGGAGUGAGGCUGAGUGUGAAGAGGAUGGAAAGGAAGACAAGAAGGAUAUGGAGAUUGAGAAGGAGCGAUCAAUGCAGGUGGAAGAUGAGGAAGAGCGAAAGGCUUCAGAAGGAGAUGCGAAAGAAAAGGGGAAGUCUAAGAAUGAGGAAAGUGAGGAUGAUGAUUCUGAGACAGUAGGGGAGACAGAGGAAGAAUCCGACAAAGAGACAGAGGAGGCCGAGGAGGAGGCAGGGAAGGAAGGGAAGGAAGGGAAGGAGAAGGCAGUGUGGGGAAAGGGCAAGGAGAAGACCAACAAAGAGUCAGAAGAAGAGGAGGAAGAGGACGAGGAGGAGGGAGAGAGAAAGGCUUCAGAAGGAGAUGCGAAGGAGGAGGGGAAGACUGAGAAUGAGGAGAGUGAGGAUGAGGAAGAAUCUGACGAAGAGACAGAGGACGCAGGAAAGGAAGGAAAGGAAGGGAAGGAAGGGAAGGAAGGGAAGGAAAGGAAAUCAGUGGGGGAAAAGGACAAGGGGAAGUUGGAUGAAGAGUCGGAAGAAGAGGAGGAAGAGGAGAAAGAGGAGGAGGAGGAGGAGGAGGAGGAGGAGGAGGAGGAGGAAGAGGAAGAGGAGGAGGAAGAAGAGGAAGAGGAGGAGGAGGAGGAGGAGGAGGAGGAGGAGGAGGAGGAGGAGGAGGAGGAGGAGGAGGAGGAGGAGGAGGAGGAGGAGGAGGAGGAGGAGGAGGAGGAGGAGGAGGAGGAGGAAGAGGAGGAGGAGGAGGAGGAGGAGGGAGAGGAGCAAGAGGAUGAGGUGGUGAUGGUGGAGAGCGGUGGGGGGGCGAGCAAGGAGCCAAUAGAGAAGGCUGGGACUCAAGCUGCUGCUGCUGCUGCGGUGAGCACAGCUGUGGCGAAGAAGGAAGCAGAAAGCAAGGCAGAUGGAAAGGGAGCAGAGUGCACAGCAGCGGCGGGUAAAGUAGCGAAAGAGAAAGAAGAAGCAGGUAAAGCAGACGGAAGCAAGGGGGUGGGAAAAGGAGCAGCACGUAAAGCAGCAGAAGGCAAAGGGGUGGAACGAAAGGGAGCAGCAGGCAAAGAAGCUGCAAGUAAGUCCGCAGCAGCAGCAGCAGCAGCGGCAGCAGCAGACAAGGUUCCUGAUGCUUGUGAGAAGGGUGAUGAGGUGAAGGGAGAGAAAGAGGGCGGGGUGGAUGAGGAAGGGAGUGAGGAGGAGACCGAGGAGGAGAGUGAGGAGGAGAGUGAGGAGGAGAGUGAGGAAGAGGCGAAUGAGGAGGGGAGUGAGACGGAGAGUGAGGAAGAGGAGGAAGAGGAUGAUAGUGGGGGUGAUGAGGCGGAGAGUGUGGAGGAGGUUGUUGAGACGAGCAAGGAGAAGGCAAAAGAUAACAAGGGGUUGGUGAAGGGCAAGGGGAAGGCGAAGGGGGCAACAGAGGACGGUAAGGCGAAGGGGGGGCAGAGAAAAGUGGAGGCAGAGAGUGGGGAGAAGGAGAAGGGCGCGAUAGAGGGAGGUGGGAAAGGGACAGCGGUAGCAGCGGCUGUGGCGGCAACAGCAGCAGUGGGUGGGAAGGGUGGAAGCAAGCGGGGCGGGAAGAAGGGGGGUAAGGGCAAGGAAGGAGAGAGUGGGUCUCCUGCCUCACUGCCUGCUGCUCCUGCUGCUGCUCCUGCUGCUGCUCCCGGCGCCGUGGCAGCGCCAAGUGUUGCUGGUACCGCUGUUGCUGUGAGUGAUAAGACUACUUCUGCAGCAGCAGCCAAGGGUCGUGGUAAGGCUGCUAAAGCUUCCGAUGCUAAGGGUGCUGCUGCUGCGGGUAACGUUGCUGCGGCCAAUGACGUGGCUCCUGCAGCUAGACCUCGUGGCAGGCCUGCUGCGAAAGCAACACAUGCUAAUGUGUCUGCAGCUGCUGCUCCUGCUGUCAGUGAGGCAGCCCCUCGUGCAGGCAAGAGGCGUGGUGCCAAGGCUGCUGCUAUGCCCCCUGCUGCUGCUGCUGCUGCUGCUGCUGCUGCUCCUGCUCUUCCGCCUGCUCCUGCUUCUGCUGAGGAUCCUGCUGCCACUGAGCCUGUGCCUGCAGCAGGCAAGGCGCGAGGUGGUAAGGCUGCUGCGAAGCCUGCACCUGCUGAUGUUGCUGCUCCUCCUGCUGCUGCUGCUCCUGCUGUUGCUCUUGGUCCUGUUGGUGCUGUUGGUGCUGCUGGUGCUGUUGGUGCUGCAUGUGCUGCUGCUGCAGGGAGGGGAAAGGCUGCCCAAGGGAAGGCGCCAGGAAGAGGAAACACAGCAGGGAGAGGAGCAGGAAGGGGAAGGGCACGAGGACGGGGAAAGGUAGCAGUGGAGGCAGGCCGGCCAGAAGCAGCAGCGAAAGCUGGUAGUGCUGCUGCUGCAGAUACUUCAUUGAUGUUGUCCCACGGAGGAACAGCUGUGGAUGUAGCAGUAGCAGCAGGUAGAGCAGUUGUGGGUGGGGGGGCAGUAGGUGGAGGAGCGGGUGGGGGAGCAGCAGCAGCAGCAGCAGCAGCAGCGGCAGCGGCUCCAAGAACAGGUUUUCCCCGAUACACGCCCCCAAGUGCUGCCGCUGCACCCACUCCCUCCCCCUUGCCUCCUGCUCCACCAGCCGAACCAUCCAGCCCUUUCCCUGUCCUGGACCUCGGAGACAUUCUCAAGAUGCUAUAAACUGCUUCGACGAUGAGGAAACUUUUCAGUUGUAAUGUCCCUGCUAUUUUGUCUACUUUCAAUGUACACUCUGGAUUAGAUAUUCUAGCCAUCUUAUAGUUUUGUGUAAACACU